UGAAUAAGAAUUCUAUUAUCAUUAUUAAUUCUGUAAUCAGUGUCAACCCUUUUUGUGUUUGGAUUCUAGCACAUGUAGCAGUACCUAUCAUCACUUCAAUACCCAUUGGAAUACCUCAAAUGCCCAUUAUGGACAGUUCUGGAAAAAUCACACUAUCUCCGAUGGUUAUAUUUCCAGGUUACAUGAAUGGCGAACUUGAAAAAAAAUCAGAUUCCAAAGCCCGGAGUAUAAAACAUGGAGGCACCACAAGGUCUCAGACUAGCCAAGAAGAAAGCAAGGAAGCACUAAAGAAAGAAAUUGCAGUUACAGAUUCUGAUGAACCCUUGAUAACAACACACAAAAAAGAGUCUAAGAGAAAAUUAAAAGACACUGAGCUGAAAAAAGAGGAGAUAGGAAUGGAGGUCAUUGUAGAAAGUGAUGCUGGGAUACAAAAGAGACAAGGAACCCAUGUAAAGAAAAGUGAAGCAAGAGUACCACAGGGGCAGGAACCCCAUGUAAGGAGGAGUGAGGUCAGAGUUCCACAGGGACAGGAACCCCAAGUAAGGAGGAGUCAGGCCCGAGUUCCACAGGGGGAGGAAACCCAAGAAAAGAUUGAUACAGAAAUGCCAGGACAGAAAACCCAAGAAAAGAAGAGUGAGGCUGGAGUACCAGAAGAACAGGAAGCCCAAGUAAAGGAGAAAAAGACUGACACAGAAAUGCCAGACGGACAGGAAACCCUAGAAAAGAGCGAGGCCAGAGUAGUAGAAGGACAGGAAGCCCAAGAAGAGAGUGACACUAAACAACGAAAAGGACAGGAAGUCCAAGGAAAGGCAGACCCAGAAAUACAAGAAGGACAGGAAGCCCAAGAUAAAACGAGGGAGUCCACAGUACGAAAACGACAGGAAGCCCAAGUAAGAAAGAGUAAGACUGGAGUACCAAAAAGACAGGAAACUCAAGAAAAGAAGAGUGAGACUGGAGCACCAAAGGGACAGGAAGCCCAAGAAAAUACUGACGCCGAAAUAUCAAAAGGACAGGAAGCCCAAGGAGAGAAGGAGAAAUCUGAGAGCAAGAAAAAGAAGGACAAAGAUAAGCAAGAUGUAGAAGAUCAAGAUACAAAAGAAAAGGAUGAUAAAAGUGAGAAAAGAGAUAGAAAAAAGGACAGAAUUAAAGAGAAAAAAAAAUCAGAAGCCAGAAGUAAAAAGCAGAAGGCUUAGGAAAGGGCAAAGGCAACUAAAGGAAGAAAGUACAACAAAAGGCAGAAGAGAAAGGGUAAAUAAAAGGAAAGCCCAUAAGACAACUGUCAUUGAGUUACAGCUCCCAGAUA
This is a messenger RNA of Tupaia belangeri chinensis (Chinese tree shrew), 1303 nucleotides long. RefSeq names its product testis-expressed basic protein 1-like. The record is from RefSeq and is a predicted model, not a curated record. Lineage: Eukaryota; Metazoa; Chordata; Mammalia; Scandentia; Tupaiidae. The transcript is spliced from 8 exons.